UCCUCUUUUGCGCGCAACCAAAGUAAAGUAGCCCCUUCAAGUUCACACUAAAACUUUCUUGAGCUGAAAAUCCAUCAAUGGCGAAAAUCUGGGUGGAGAUAUGCCUAAUAUCAGCUCGUGGGGUUCGAGGUUCGACACCCUCACUGUGGAAGCGCCAAUGGUACGCUGUCGGUUGGGUUGACCCAAACAACAAGUACUGCACAAAAAUCGAUUCUUCUGGAAACUCUAAUCCUCUUUGGAGAACCAAGUUUUCUUUUCAGGUUGAUACAGAUUCCGAAGCAUGUUUUCAAGAACUUGCACUUAGUGUUGAGGUUUAUAGCAGGGACCCCAUUUUCCUCACCGAGAAGCUUCAUGGUUCAACAACGGUUUUGCUCAAGGAGUUUCUCGCAAAGCAUGUCAAUGAGAAGAAGAAAAGUUCUGAAGAAGAAGUGGGUAGCUACCAGUUGAGAGGGAAGAAAUCGAACAAGCCCAGAGGUUUCAUUGAUGUCUCGGUUCGUGUUUCUGAGGAGAAAAAAGAGCCAAUUCCCCAUUUAGAUAAUGAUGAUGGAAUAGUGCUCCAAGAUCAUGGUAAUAAGCCACACUUGGUCACUCAUGGUGGAUUUGGGCAAGGCUAUCCACAACAACCUAUUCCUCAAUCAUUCAAUGGAUCAUAUAAACAAGAACAAACUAAUGCUCCUUAUGCACAACAAGUGCCAUUUCCUUCAAACUAUUCCAACCCAUAUGGGGUUGGACCAAGCUACACUGCAUCUGCUGGACCAAGCUAUUAUCAACCAGCUAGAGGACCUCCGCCGCCGAUGCCUCCUCCGCCUUCAAAAGUUGGCUAUGCUCCGAGUUUUUACCCGAGUAGUGAUGGAUUCGGACCUAGUUACAUUAAUAUGCCAUCUUCGUCGUCAUAUGCGGCUGCACCUAAUAGGCCGAGGGGACCUCCAGGGUUUGCAAUUGGGGCAGGUGCCGGGGCAUUAGCAGCUGGUGCUGUAAUGUUUGGUGAUGAUGCAAUGUCAAGAUUUGAUGUUUCUUCAAGCCUUGGAGAUCCUACCAUUGCCAUAGUAACUGAUCCACUUUUUUGAGUAAAAAUAAAGUUGAUUCUGUAAUUAUAUCGUGAUAUUUUGUUUUUGGUACAAUUCAAUUGAUAUUGUGCUGUAUGGCUAUGCCAUAGGAGUUGGAUUUUAUUCAUGGCUACUUCAGUUUCUUCA
This is a messenger RNA of Arachis stenosperma, 1193 nucleotides long. RefSeq lists its product as uncharacterized. The coding region runs from base 78 to 1067 and encodes 329 amino acids. The record is from RefSeq and is a predicted model, not a curated record. Gene Ontology annotation, biological process: defense response. Lineage: Eukaryota; Viridiplantae; Streptophyta; Magnoliopsida; Fabales; Fabaceae. The transcript is spliced from 2 exons.